Messenger RNA from Telopea speciosissima, 1042 nucleotides. Its product is annotated as probable leucine-rich repeat receptor-like protein kinase At1g35710. The record is from RefSeq and is a predicted model, not a curated record. Gene Ontology annotation, molecular function: protein binding. The transcript has 11 exons. NCBI's taxonomy places the organism in Eukaryota, Viridiplantae, Streptophyta, Magnoliopsida, Proteales, Proteaceae. Bases 23 to 1003 code for a protein of 326 amino acids.
CACCUCAGAGAUCUCGAUUCCAAUGACGUCUCCAUCGCCAUUUCUCUCGAUUUGUUUUCUCUUUCUGAUUCUCAAUGUCAGUCACUGCAAAACCCUAAAAAGAGACGUGAAAGCUUUGAAUGAAAUCAAGGCAUCUCUUGGCUGGAGGGUGGUCUAUGCAUGGGUUGGAGAUGAUCCUUGUGGAGAUGGUGAUCUACCACCUUGGUCUGGUGUCACAUGUUCUACUCAAGGAGAUUAUAGGGUCGUGACGGAGCUGGAAGUUUAUGCUGUAUCAAUUGUUGGGGCUUUCCCUACUGCUGUUACCAAUCUGUUGGAUCUAACAAGGCUGGAUCUUCACAAUAACAAGUUGACUGGUCCAAUCCCUCCUCAAAUUGGACGGCUAAAGCGUCUUAGGACACUCAAUUUGAGAUGGAAUAAGUUACAAGAUGCCAUUCCUCCAGAAAUUGGUGAACUCAAGCAACUAACACAUCUCUACCUGAGCUUCAAUAACUUCAAAGGUGAAAUUCCUAAGGAGCUUGCAAGUCUACCAGAGCUUCGCUAUCUCUAUCUUCAUGGGAAUCGCUUCAUAGGCCGAAUUCCACCAGAAUUGGGGACUCUGCAAAACCUUCGACAUUUGGAUGUUGGUAAUAAUCAUUUGGUGGGUACCCUAAGGGAACUCAUCCGUUUUGAGGGAAGCUUUCCAGCUCUGCGAAAUCUGUAUCUGAAUAAUAAUUUCUUUACGGGAGGAGUUCCUGCACAACUUGCAAACUUGACAAAGUUGGAAAUCUUGUACCUAUCGUACAACAAGAUGUUUGGAGUUGUACCUUCAGAACUUGCCCAUAUUCCUAGAUUGAUUUACUUGUACUUGGAUCACAACCAAUUUACAGGGAGGAUUCCAGAGCCCUUUUAUAAACACCCUUACUUGAAAGAGAUGUACAUUGAAGGAAAUGCUUUCCGGCCAGGUGUAAAACCCAUAGGUGUCCAUAGGGUCCUUGAAGUUUCUGACACGGAGUUCUUGUUUUAGUACAAUCGCAUCUUAUCCUUUCUUUCUCAUCUAGGGACA